This is a messenger RNA of Musca domestica (house fly), 1717 nucleotides long. It is a transcript of the gene Clic, whose product is annotated as chloride intracellular channel Clic. Gene Ontology annotation, molecular function: chloride channel activity. Gene Ontology annotation, biological process: chloride transport. The transcript has 4 exons. Bases 193 to 960 code for a protein of 255 amino acids. Gene Ontology annotation, cellular component: cytoplasm; apical plasma membrane. Lineage: Eukaryota; Metazoa; Arthropoda; Insecta; Diptera; Muscidae. The record is from RefSeq and is a predicted model, not a curated record.
UACUUGUUUUUUGUGCUUUUCUUCGUGGUUGGAUGUGUCGUCGGUCGGUUCGUGUCGUCGUCGAAUAUUAAUAUAAUUUGAAAAAUUCUAUUGCAUUGCGUCGUCAGAAAACAAUAACAAAAACCGCAAAGAAAUCCAGCUUAAUUAAAUAUAAAUAUAUUUUUGAAACAAGAAACGUGAGCAAAAGUAAUCAUGUCGGAGGCAGAACUUCAAGAGACCAAUGGAACUAGCGAAGUACCAGAGAUUGAAUUGAUAAUUAAGGCUUCCACAAUCGACGGACGUCGCAAAGGAGCAUGUCUGUUCUGUCAGGAAUACUUUAUGGACCUGUAUUUGUUGGCCGAAUUGAAGACAAUCAGCCUAAAAGUGACCACAGUUGAUAUGCAAAAACCACCACCAGAUUUCCGCACGAAUUUCGAGGCAACUCAUCCGCCAAUUCUAAUUGACAACGGUUUGGCCAUUUUGGAGAAUGACAAAAUCGAAAGGCACAUCAUGAAAAGUAUCCCUGGUGGAUAUAAUCUUUUUGUACAGGACAAGGAAGUUGCCACACUCAUUGAAAAUCUGUAUGUCAAACUUAAGCUGAUGUUGGUCAAGAAGGAUGAAGCUAAAAACAAUGCCUUACUUUCACAUUUGAAGAAGAUCAACGAUCAUCUGGCCAAUCGCAACACACGUUUCCUAACUGGCGACACCAUGUGCUGUUUCGAUUGUGAACUAAUGCCACGUCUGCAACACAUUCGAGUGGCUGGAAAAUAUUUCGUAGAUUUUGAAAUACCCACUCAUUACACCGCUCUGUGGCGAUACAUGUACCAUAUGUAUCAAUUGGAUGCCUUCACUCAAUCGUGUCCGGCCGAUCAGGAUAUCAUCAAUCACUACAAAUUGCAACAAAUGUUGAAAAUGAAGAAGCACGAAGAGUUGGAAACACCCACCUUCACCACAUCCAUUCCAAUCGAUAUAUCUGAAUAAGAAGUUAUUUUGUAGUAUACCACACUUACUUGUCUCUAUUCAAUCCAAACAGUGCGCACCGCCGUGCUGCUCUUGCAACUACGAGUAUUCUACAAAUUCUUAAUAAUUAUUUGUUUUAUUUUAAUUUCUAUUCUAUUUUUUUGCUCUUGCUUAAUUUAAUUAAAAUUUUGUUUAAUUUUUACAAAAUCCUCCCCCCUCCACCCACUUUUUGAAUAGUGCAAAACUGACAAGAUUAUCACAAUUACAUAAAUAAAUAUAUUUUUUAAAAUAUCUUAAUUUUGAACAAGAUAUUAGUUUUCGGGCGCUAUGUAUCGUCCAUAUCAAUAAUUUUUUGAAAGAAAGCGACCUUGAUUUUGUUUUUUUUUUUUUUCAAUAUUUUUGUUAAUAUGUAUUAAGUUGAAGUGUGUUUUUUUAUUACAUCUAAUAAUGUUCCUCCUUAGCUCACUGAAUCUUCCAAAUGGAUAAAUAAGCUGAUUAUAAAUUUUGAAUGAAGUUUCAAUAUGUAAUUACAUUUUCCUAUUUGGCAGUUGAAACAUGGACUCUUGACAGUAUCUAAAACAGUUUAAAUAACAAUGACCAUUCUAUUCGCAUUUGUACUAACAAAAAGUGUGUUUUUUUAACAUAUACAUUUUUUUUAAUUCAUAUAAAUUUAUUUAAAGAAAAAAAUAUAAUUGCAUAUAAUUUUUUUGUAUAUACACAUACAAUUUCAAAACAAACAAAAAUAAAGUAUUUCUUAUAUUUGAUACUAAUAAAAUAA